This is a messenger RNA of Meriones unguiculatus (Mongolian gerbil), 5722 nucleotides long. RefSeq names its product Rho guanine nucleotide exchange factor 40 (gene Arhgef40). The record is from RefSeq and is a predicted model, not a curated record. The coding region runs from base 572 to 5143 and encodes 1523 amino acids. The transcript is spliced from 24 exons. Lineage: Eukaryota; Metazoa; Chordata; Mammalia; Rodentia; Muridae. Gene Ontology annotation, molecular function: guanyl-nucleotide exchange factor activity.
CGCCCAAGGCUUGGGGGGAAUACCCUCAGUUCCCCGGCUCUUCCUAAAGGGAACCAAAGCGUGGGGGGUCGACCUGGGCCCCAGGACCUUGCCAAGUCUGGCCACGGACAGGAGAAGUGUCGUGGGCCUCAGAGAAGGAGGAAGGCUUCUGGCCACCGGGCUACCUCGAUCCUAGGCGGGUCCCCGGCCGGGUCCCGAGCUGAGGCUGAGCCGAUCCCUCCCGCGGAGCGGGAAGACGCGGGAAAGCCGGGGCGUCCUCAGCGGGGCGGGUUCUCGGAGGGGGCGGGGCUGGCUGGCCGCAGACAUCCAGGGGAGCGGAGGCGAGGCUGACGGCGAGGGGGGCAGGGGGCCGUCUCGGCUGGGGUCCCGGGCUGGGCGGGGCCGUGCAGGCGGCCGUCUCGGCCCUCCCUGGCGGGGCCCCCGCGGCCUGGGCGCCCGAGCGAACGGGCAGAGCCGCGGUCGCCGCGAGCUGUCCUGCAGCUAGACCCCGGGGAGACUGAACGCCGCGAGGGGAGGCGGCGGCUGGCCGGCCCCGCCCGCCCGAGGGUCGGACGCCCACAGACGCCCAGUCAUGGAGCCUGAACCAGUGGAGGACUGCGUGCAGAGCACACUUGCUGCCUUGUAUCCACCCUUUGAAGCCACAGCCCCAACCCUGUUGGGCCAAGUGUUCCAGGUGGUGGAGAGGACGUACCAGGAGGAUGCGCUGAGGUACACGCUGGACUUCCUAGUACCUGCUAAACACCUGCUUGCCAAGGUCCAGCAGGAAGCCUGUGCCCAGUAUAGUGGAUUCCUCUUCUUCCACGAGGGCUGGCCGCUCUGCUUGCAUGAGCAGGUGGUAGUGCAGCUGGCAGCCCUUCCCUGGCAGCUGCUGCGCCCUGGAGACUUCUACCUGCAGGUAGUGCCCACCUCUGCCCAAGCGCCCCGCCUGGCACUGAAAUGCCUGGCCCCAGGAGGUGGGCGGGUACAGGAGCUGCCAGUGCCCAAUGAAGCCUGUGCCUACCUGUUCACACCCGAGUGGCUACAAGGCAUUAACAAGGACCGGCCAACAGGGCGCCUCAGCACUUGCCUCCUGUCCGCACCCUCUGGGAUCCAGCGGCUGCCCUGGGCUGAGCUCAUCUGCCCAAGAUUUGUGCACAAAGAGGGCCUCAUGGUUGGACAUCGUCCCAGCACACUGCCUCCAGAACUGCCCUCGGGACCUCCAGGGCUUCCUAGCUCCCCGCUCCCUGAGGAGGCGCUGGGAACCCGGAGCCCUGGGGAUGGACACAAUGCUCCCGCCGAAGGUCCAGAGGGUGAAUAUGUAGAGCUGUUGGAGGUGACACUGCCCGUGAGGGGAAGCCCCAUAGAUGCCGAGGCCUCAGGCCUCUCCAGGACCCGCACAGUACCCACUCGUAAGACUACUGGAGGGAAGGGCCGGCACCGGAGACACCGGGCAUGGAUGCACCACAAAGGCCUGGGGUCUCGGGACCAGGACGGGGCACGCCCACCUGGUGAGGGGAGUAGCGCGGGAGCGUCCUCUCACUCGCCCCCAGGAGCUGAGGCUGACCCAAACACAGAGGUGCCUGUGCCGGAGGCAUCCGAGCCCCCAGCAGAGGCUCUCGGGGAGGCCUCUCAGUCCUGCCUCCUGUCAGGGGAGGCUGGGGGAGGAGUGGCCCAGGGGGCUGAAGGAGCACCUGGUACCCCUCGAAGAACAGGCAAAGGAAACAGAAGAAAGAAGCGAGCUGGCGGCAGAGGUGCUGUUAGCCGUGGAGGGGAGAGUACCCCGCUCGGCCCGAGGGACAAGGAAGAGGCUAGACAGCAGGAAGUCCUUGUCAGUCUGCCCUCGCCCCAUGAGCAGGAACCUGCAGAAUGCAGCCUGGUUAAGGAAAGAGAGGAUUCUGGGAAGCCAGAGUCUGAAUCAAAAGAGGAACUCAAGCCAGCAGAAGAAAAAGAGCCUGCCUCCCCAGAAGACUGUGGGCCUCCAGAAGAGGAGAUCAGAGAGAGUGGGCAAGAAGGGUUGCUUCCGGUGUGUAUGGCAGGACCCACAGGUCCAGAAUGGCUCCCAUCUGACCCCCCAGCCCAGCCCCUGGAGUCCAUGCAGGAUGGAAAAGAAGACAGCAUCCCAGAACAAAGCCCCCCAGUUUCCAUUUUGGAUGACCCACUUGUAGCUUGGGACUUGAUGUCAUCUGGAUUCUUCGUUUUGACUGGAGGGGUAGAUCAGACUGGGAGAGCUCUGCUGACGAUCACGCCUCCGCCUCCGUGCCUUCCUGAGGAGCCCUCACCCUCCCAAGAGACGCUGAAGACCACUCUUCGUUACCUCCACUCACUGCUCAGGCCUGAUCUACAGUUAUUGGGGCUGACCAUCCUGCUAGAUCUCCGCAAGGCACCCACACUGCCUCCAGCACUUAUGCCUACCUUGAGUCAGCUUCAGGACUCGGGCGACCCUCCGCUCAUUCAGCGGCUCGUGAUUCUCUUUCACGAAGACCCUCCAGCUGAACUCUGUGGUCUUCAGGGAGCCGAGUUGCUGUCAGAGAAGGAGCUGAAGAGAGUGGCCAAGCCAGAAGAACUACAGUGGGACUUAGGAGGUCACAGGGACCUCUCCCCCAAUCACUGGGUAGAGAUUCACCAGGAAGUGGCAAGGCUGUGCACCUUGUGUCAAGGUGUGUUGACGUCUGUACGGCAGGCCAUUGAGGAGCUAGAGGGAACAGCAGAGCGAAACGAAGAGGAGGCAGUGGGAAUGCCUGAGCCCCUUCAAAAGGUGCUGGCGGAUCCUCGGCUGACGGCACUACAGAGGAACGGAGGAGCCAUCCUGAUGCGGCUACGCUCCACCCAUAGCAGCAAGCUAGAGGGUCCAGGCCCAGCUGUGCUGUACCAGGAGGUCGAUGAAGCCAUUCACCAACUUGUGCGUCUAUCCAACCUACACGUGCAGAAGCAGGAACGACACCAACACCGGCGCCAGCUCCAGCAGGUGUUACAGUGGCUCUCUGGCCCAGGGGAAAAGCAGCUGGCCAGCUUCUCCAUGCCUGGGAACUCACUGUCAGUCUUGCAAGAGACAGAACUACGAUUCCGGGCUUUCAGCACUGAGGUGCAGGAGCGCCUAGUCCAGGCCCGGGAAGCUUUGGCUCUGGAGGAGGAUGUCCCCUCCCAGAAAGUUCUGGAUAUCUUUGAACAACGAUUGGAGCAGGCUGAGAGUGGCCUCCAUCGGGCCCUUCGGCUACAGCGCUUCUUCCAGCAGGCACAUGAAUGGGUAGACGAGGGCUCUGCUCGGCUGGCAGGAGCUGGGCCUGGUCGUGAGGCUGUGCUGGCAGCCCUGGCCCUACGGAGGGCCCCAGAGCCCAGUGCAGGGACCUUCCAAGAGAUGCGAGCCCUGGCCCUGGACCUGGGAAGCCCAGCAGCUCUUCGAGAGUGGGGCCGAUGCCGGGCACGCUGCCAAGAGCUGGAAAAGAGGAUUCAGCAGCAGCUGGGAGAGGAGGCCAGUCCACGAGGCCACCGACGAAGACGGGCAGAUAGUGCCAGCAGCGCAGGGGCCCAGCAUGGAGCCCAUAGCCCUUCACCCAGCCUCAGCUCCCUGCUGCUUCCCAGCAGCCCCGGGCCACGGGCAGCCCCAUCACAUUGCUCUCUGACUCCGUGUGGGGAGGACUAUGAGGAAGAAGGCCUUGAGAUAGCUCCAGAAGCAGAUGGAAGACCCCCAAGGGCUGUGCUGAUCCGAGGCCUGGAGGUCACCAGUACUGAAGUGGUGGACAGAACAUGUUCACCCCGAGAACACGUGCUGUUAGGUCGGGCUGGAGGGCCAGACGGGCCCUGGGGAAUAGGUACCCCUCGCAUGGAACGCAAACGAAGCAUCAGUGCCCAGCAGCGUCUAGUGUCUGAACUGAUUGCCUGCGAGCAGGAAUACAUAACCACUCUGAAUGAGCCAGUGCCACCGCCUGGGCCCGAGCUGACGCCUGAGCUCCGAGGCACCUGGGCCGCAGCCCUGAGUGCCCGAGAGAGGCUUCGCAGCUUCCAUGGGACACACUUUCUCCAAGAGCUUCAGGGCUGCGUCACCCAUCCACUGCGCAUUGGGGCCUGCUUCCUUCGCCAUGGGGACCAGUUCAACCUCUAUGCACAGUUUGUGAAGCACAGGCAUAAGCUGGAGAGCGGACUGGCUGCACUCGUUCCCUCAACCAAGGGUUCUGUGGAGGGCAGCCCCUGUUUGUCCCGGGCCCUGCAGCAGCCCCUGGAGCAGCUGGUUCGGUAUAGACAGCUGCUGGAGGAGCUCCUGAGGGAAGCUGGGCCCGAGCUAAGCUCCGAACGCCAGGCCCUCAGGGCUGCUAUACAGUUGCUCCAGGAACAAGAGGCCCGAGGCAGAGAUCUGCUCGCUGUGGAAGCCGUGCGAGGCUGUGAGAUAGAUCUGAAGGAACAGGGGCAGCUUUUGCAUCGGGACCCAUUCACUGUCAUCUGUGGCCGGAAAAAGUGUCUCCGCCAUGUCUUCCUCUUUGAGGAUCUGCUCUUGUUCAGCAAGUUCAAGGGCUCUGAGGGAGGAUCUGAGACCUUUGUUUAUAAGCAGGCCUUCAAGACCGCUGACAUGGGCCUGACAGAAAACAUUGGGGACAGCGGACUCUGCUUUGAACUGUGGUUUCGGCGACGGCGCACACGAGAAGCAUACACAUUGCAGGCUAGCUCACCAGAGACCAAAGUCAAGUGGACAAGUUCUAUUGCCCAGCUGCUGUGGAGACAGGCAGCCCACAACAAGGAGCUCCGAGUGCAGCAGAUGGUUUCCAUGGGCAUCGGGAACAAACCUUUCCUGGACAUCAAAGCCCUUGGCGAGCGGACGCUGAGUGCCCUGCUCACUGGAAGAGCCGCCCGCACCCGGGCCUCCGUAGCCGUGUCAUCCUUUGAGCAUGCUGGCCCGUCCCUUCCCGGCCUCUCACCGGGAGCCUGCUCCCUGCCUGCCCGCGUCGAGGAGGAGGCCUGGGAUCUGGACGUCAAGCAGAUUUCCCUGGCUUCCCCUCCAGCCUCAGAAACACUUGACUCUUCUGGAGAUGUGUCCCCAGGACCAAGAAACAGCCCCAGCCUGCAGCCCCCCCACCUUGGGAGCAGCACUCCCACUCUGGCCAGUGGAGGGAUCUUAGGGCUUUCCCGGCAGAGUCAUUCCCGAGCCCUGAGUGACCCCACCACGCCUCUGUGACCUAGCUUCUUGCCUCUCCCAAACCAGCUCCCUCUUCUCUCCUGGCUUCCAGAGAAGACCCAGAACUCGGCCACAGCCCCUGCUCAGCACGUUUUAGACUGGGAUGCCAAGGGGACAUAAUGAAGGACUGAAGCUCUCAAGUCCCCCCCGUGCCCCCCAGCUUCCUGGACAGAGGGCAAGGACCAGAGCUUCCCCUGCCACUGCUAUCUCUAGCUCUCCCCUGCUUGGUGCCUUCUGCUGCAGGAACCACGGUGGUGCUGUUCGCUUGCCUUUAUGCCCCGGGGGACGGGGAAGAGCCCUCUUCCAGCUUUUCCCCAGCCUGUGCUACUGCACACCCCCAGGACGCUGCUCUGCCGACAGCCCGCUUCUCUCCUCCCGACUCUCCCAGAAGAUUCAUCUCUGCCGGGUCGAAUGGAAUUCCAUUCUGGGGUGUCAUGGGAAAUGAAGUGUUGCAAGCCACUGGAGGAGGUGGGGUGGGCACUGCAGACUUUAUAUAUGUAAUUACUGUUACUGUACUAUUGUUAUAUUAAAUGUAUUUACUCUCAUUUUGCCUCCCGGGAGGCAGAGCGCGCCCCUGGA